UUCCUGCUUCUAAAGUUCCACAUGAUUUACAUUUUAUACCGCCAAAAAUUAUCGUAAUGGAAUCCGAUAAUGUUGAGGAAUCCGAUGAUUUUGAGGAAAUAGAUGGGUCUAUUCAUAGCGUACAUGUUCGGAAUUUUUUCUGUCAUGAUAAUCUUGAAAUUAAUUUCAAUAGAAAUGUAAACUUUAUCGUAGGCCGCAACGGUAGCGGUAAAAGUGCGAUUUUAACAGCUUUGGUUGUUGGUUUAGGAGGCAGAGCUUCAGCUACCAACAGAGGAAACAAUCUUCACUCAUUUAUAAAAAAGGGCGCUAACUCAGCGACUGUUGAAAUAAAAAUCAGAAACAGUAGUCCUAGAGCAUACAAACAUGAUGUUUAUGGUGACUAUAUUACUAUUGUUAGAAACAUCACAGCAUCUGGUGGUUCAAGUUAUAAAGUUAAAUCUGCCUCAGGUGAAGUUAUUUCAACAAAGUUUGAAGAGGUUCAUUCAAUCAUAUUAACUCAUGAUAUUCAAGUUGAUAAUCCGAUUUCUGUUCUGAAUCAAGAUGAUGCAAGGAGUUUUCAUGCAUCCGAUGCUAAGAAAAAAUAUUCACUCUUCAGGAAAGCAACAAAUCUAGAUCAGACAGAGAGUAAUUAUACAAAUGCACUUGAAAAUUGUAAAAAAGCUAUCGCUAUCUGGAAUAGGAAAAAUGAGUCUUGUAAAGAGCUGGAAAAAGAAUAUAAGAAAUGGAAGGCCCUACAUGAUCAGAUGCAAUCACGAGAUGAAAUUGAGUCGGAGAAACAAAGACUCCAGAAUGAGUAUUAUUGGAGUGAGAUUGCAGAGUUUGAGAAAGAAGCGUCAACAUUUCAAACUCAGUCGGAAAAACAAAGAGCUAGGUGUCAGAAGCUUAUGGAGAAACUAAGGUCUAUGGAAGAUAACUAUGGGAAUGACAACUCGGCUAUAGAGUCCCUGAAGAAAACUUUAACAGAGUGCAACAAACAAAAGAGAUUGCUUGAACAAGACCUGCAAGAGGUAGAGUCAUCAUUGCGGGAGUUACAGUUGACUAAUCGUAAUAAACAGGGCAAGACAAACAAACUCGCCGAGUUGCUGGCUAGAGAGAAGAGGAAAUUGGUUGAUUUGGAGCGUGAGAUUGAAAAUAUUGAAUCCGGUAACGCAGCGUCGCAGCGAGCUGGACUGGAGAAGGUUGCCCGAGAUGCAUCAGAGGCGGCCGCGGCGGCCCGAGCGCGCUACGAGACACAGCAGAACGACAUGGAGCAGGCGCGUGCUCAUGCCGCCAUGUUGCAGCCGCAGCGGGACCGAGCUGUGACUAUUGCGUCGCAACAUCGAGACAAACUCAAACACCUGAGGCAGCAGCUGCGUGAGCUGGAGUCCCGUGGCAGUGACUCCCUGGCGGUGUACGGUAGCAAGAUGGUGGAACUGUGCCAGAAGGUGCAGGCGGCGCAUCGCAGGGGAGAGUUCAGCGCACCGCCCAAGGGACCAAUUGGUCACUAUUUAAAAGUAAAAGACAAGAAAUGGGGUGGCGCUUUGGAGCACAUAAUUGGUGGAUCAAUACAGAUGUUUUGUACUAAUACAUGGGAAGACACUCGCAAAUUAAUAUCAAUCAUGGGCAAGGUGUACGGGUCUUCGUCGAAGCCGGGCGUGACUUGCAGCAAGUUCCUGUCGAAGGUGCACGACGUGAGUCGCAACACGGUGCGGGCGCGAGGGUUCACCUCAUCGUUGGACGCGCUCGACAUCGCAGACCCCGUCGUCGCCAACUUCCUCAUCGACAACGUGGGCAUGGAGAAGAUCCUGCUCGUGCCCGAACAUAACGACGCAAUGCGGCUGGCGGAUACUGUGGAGAACGUGCCGGAGCACUGCUCCAAGAUCGUGACGGUGGAUGGCUCGGAGUAUCUGCCCGCGCCCAACUACCGCUGCUAUGGCGGCUCAGCCCGACCGCCGCGCUUCCUGCACCUUAGCACUGCCGAGAGGAAACGGCAAGUGCAAGCGGAAAUCAAAGAAGAGGAGGCCACGCUAAGAACGUGUGAGGCGAAAGCUGAAGAGCUGAACGAAGAAGCGAUGCGAGCGCGCGACAUGGAACGCGAAGCCGCUAAAGCGCUUCAGUCGCUGCUGAUAGUGCUGCACCAGCGGGAGGAGGCGGCGCGGGAGGCGGCCGCCACCCUCGAUCACGAAGACGCGCCGCAUCACAACGUGCUGAUGGAAGAACUACAGAGAAGCAAAGAGACAGUUCGCGCCAUGAGCGAGCGGAUGACGUCACACAGCGAGGAGGAGACUAGUCACCGUGCGCUCGUCGCCGAGCACCAAGAGAAGAUCAGCAAGCUGCAGAGUGAUGUUGACAGACUUGCGCAGACGUGUCGGAACUAUAGCGAAGAGAUAGAACAGGAGCAACUGAAAUUGGAGCGAGGCGUGACUGAGCGGCAGACGUGCGAGCAACGGUUAAGAGAAGAACAGAGGAAGUUGGAGCAGUUGGAGGGGAUACUGCAGGAGAAGCAAGAGCUCAUUGACAGGAAGGUGCAGGAAGCGCUCACGUUAUGUCCUCGAGUUGAAAACGCCAGAGACAAAACAACUGUAACACACCUGUUGAAGAAGACUCAAAUGAAACUAUCGUCGCUGUCGACGACGAGCCUCAGUCGCGGCGAGGUGACGGAGCGACUGUUGAAGAUAGAACGAAGCUACCGACGGACAGAGCACGCCCUGCGGCGUCUGGACGCGCUCAUACGUGACAUAAAAAUAACGGCGGACAAGCACCUCAAGUUCUGCCAUCAGGUGCAGACGUACAUCGCUCGUCGGGUUCAGUACUGCUUUCAGUCCAUACUCACACUCAGGGGAUACUCGGGUCGCAUGGAGAUCGAGUGCAGCCGCGGCACGUUGGACAUCGUGUGCACUGGCCGCGAGAGCAGCGCCGCUCGACACGCCGCCUCCACGUCAUCGCUGUCGGGGGGAGAGCGCUCCUACUCCACCGUGGCCUUCAUGAUGGCGCUCUGGGACUGUGUCGAGCUGCCGUUCUACUUCAUGGACGAGUUCGACGUUUUUAUGGACAAUAUAAACCGGAAGAUAGUGAUGGAGCUACUCAUCAACCACGCGCUGACUAACAAGAGCCGCCAGUUCGUGUUCCUCACGCCGCAGGACGCGUCCGCCGUCACCGCGAACGAACACAUUAGUAUACAUGUAAUGGCGGACCCGAGACCAUAGUACAAAAAACAUUGGAAGAAUUCAAUCAGGGUUAUAUUAUAAAUUACUAUUUUUAUUACUAAGGUAUUAAAUUAAUAUAAAUAAAAA
Leptidea sinapis is the source of this 3272-nucleotide messenger RNA. It is a transcript of the gene SMC6, whose product is annotated as structural maintenance of chromosomes protein 6. The transcript is spliced from 18 exons. The record is from RefSeq and is a predicted model, not a curated record. NCBI's taxonomy places the organism in Eukaryota, Metazoa, Arthropoda, Insecta, Lepidoptera, Pieridae. The coding region runs from base 57 to 3185 and encodes 1042 amino acids. Gene Ontology annotation, biological process: chromosome organization; double-strand break repair via homologous recombination. Gene Ontology annotation, cellular component: chromosome; site of double-strand break; nucleus. Gene Ontology annotation, molecular function: ATP binding; damaged DNA binding; protein binding.